Macrosiphum euphorbiae (potato aphid) is the source of this 798-nucleotide messenger RNA. The record is from the annotation of a GenBank genome assembly. Lineage: Eukaryota; Metazoa; Arthropoda; Insecta; Hemiptera; Aphididae.
AUGUCGUACAUGUCGCCGAGGGACGUCGUCGGCGUCCGUGCCGCCGGCAGCAUCAGCCUGUCGCCCGGCAGUUGUAUGGAAGCUCUCAGCGAGAGUUCGGGGUCGAGCGCGACAGCCGCGGCGGGCGGAUCCGUCACCGUGUCCGAUUUCCUGCAGACCAAGCGCAGCCUGUCGUUCUCGUCCGAACAGGUGUCGUGCAUGUGCGAGGCCCUCCAGCAGUCCGGUGACGUGGACAGGCUGGCCAGGUUCCUGUGGUACCUGCCACCGAGUGAACUGCUCCGUGGUCAAGAGACCGUCCUCCGGGCCAGGGCCCUAGUGGCGUUUCACAGGAACGCAUUCCACGAGCUGUAUGCCAUACUGGAGAGCCAGAGCUUCGACUCGAGGCACCACUUGCAGCUACAGCAGUUGUGGUUCAAAGCUCACUAUCUGGAAGCGGAAAAGAUCCGGGGCCGAUCGCUAGGCGCGGUGGACAAGUAUCGGCUGCGCAAGAAAUACCCUCUACCGAAGACCAUAUGGGAUGGCGAGGAGACUGUGUACUGUUUCAAAGAGAAGUCGAGGAACGCGCUGAAGGACUGUUACCUGAAGAAUAGGUAUCCAACACCUGACGAAAAACGCGAGCUGGCUAGGCGAACGGGCCUGACGCUCACGCAAGUCAGCAACUGGUUCAAGAACCGAAGGCAGCGUGACAGGACGCCCCAGCAGCACAGGUCAGUUGUAACUUGUAAUAGUUGUUUAGUUAAUAGUAAGUUGGUCGUUAAGCUGCAUUGUCAGCUGAUGCAUCCAAUUAAUCACUUAUAA